AUGGACCUCGCGACCAGGGAAGGAUUCCCCAACGGGCACCUGAUGCACCACGGGGAGGCCCCGCAGAAGGGGAGGAAGGGCCAGAGGCACCUCGGAGACCCCCGAAGCUACCCCAAUCACAGUGCCGACGAGUUGGACGAGGCUAACAAGGGUCACCCCAGCGGGAUGAACAGCAGCCACCUCGCCGCAAACAACCACUCCGUCGCAAACAACGCAGAAAAGGAGCAUGCGAAUGGAGAGACAGAAGGAAGAGCCAACUACGUGAGCAAAGAAUAUAAGGUGCACUGGAGGGAAAAGGAAAGAAUACAAAAGGUUAUUAAUAAGGAGAAGGAACUGGAAAAGGACUUUGCGAAGAGGGAAAAGGAAUGGGUCGAAUUGGAGGAGCAAAUAAGAAAUGAUACUUACAAAGAGUGGAACAAACUGCAGCAGAUAAAGAAGAAAGACAUAGCCAAGAUGAUAGAAUAUGAUUUAAAGGGGGAGCAGGAGAAUGCGAAUUUGUCUACGUCGAAGAAGAGGGAGAUGAGGAACUCGAAGAGGAAGAAGGAGAAGGAGCUGGACGACUUAGACCGCCUCGACGAGAUGAGGGAGGCGAGUGAGGCGGCGAGGGAAGCCGAGAGAGAGGCUGCCAAAGAAACCGCCAAAGAAGCCGCCAAAGAGGCCGCCAAAGAGGCCGCCAACGAAGCCGCCAACGAGGCUGCCAACGAAGCCGCCAACGAGGCCGAUAAAAACGCCCCUCACGGGGGGGAGAACCAACCGGAGAGGAAGAACUCAGACCAACUUGCCGAAGACGCAACCGGGAAGGAACCCAAUCAACAAGAGGGCAAAGACAGUGGGAGUGCGUCUAAGCCCAAGAGCAGUUUUUUUAUGAAUGCCUUGUCCUUCGUUUUUGACAGGAGUGGUGAGGCAGCGGGGGAGGAGAAGGGGGGCGAGGCAGCGGAGAAGGACACUGCGGAGAAUGAACAUGCGAAGAACGGAAAUAUGGAGAAGGGCAAUACGGAGAAGGGCAAUGUGGAGAAGGACACUGCGGAGAAUGAACAUGAGGAGAACCCCUGCGUGGAAAAAACUUCUGCGCAGGGCUGCACCCGGGAAGAGGCGGAGGCGCGCUCGAGCAAGCGGAAGCCCCCCGCCGCGGAACCGAUCAACAUAAAGGUGAACGAGAAAAAAAAAAAAAAAAAAAGCGGAGACCCGGAGAGCGCGAGCAGGGUGUCCACCAGGAGGGGCCUACAAAACGUGUUCAGCGGGACCGAGGAGGAUGAGCUGUUCGCAGGGAAAAAGGGUAAGGACGGAGCAGUCGCAUCGGAAGGAGUAGAAGCAGCCGCGGACAGAGCAGAAGCUGCCGCGGACGUGAUAGAACAGUCGAAAAAAAUUCUGGAGAUGGUCCCCUCCAGCGAAGAAGAGAUAUUUAACUUCCCCAUAAACUGGGCGGUCCUAAAUCAAAAGGGAAAUAUAAUUACAAAGCUGAAGCCGUGGAUUUGUAAAAAAAUAAUAGAGUACAUAGGCUCCGAUGAGAAGGAGGUGACAGGCGAAAUUAGCAACUACUUCGUCGACCAAGUGUUGAAGGAGAGAGCUCCAAAGGAGAUGCUCGUUGAGGCCGAGAAGUUUUUAGAUGCGGAUGGCAAGAAGUUCAUUUUGAAUAUGUAUAGGCUGAUCAUCUUCGAGCAGCUGAAGCUGACCAGCGCUGUGUGA
Molecule: messenger RNA, 1686 nt
Organism: Plasmodium vivax (malaria parasite P. vivax)
Lineage: Eukaryota; Apicomplexa; Aconoidasida; Haemosporida; Plasmodiidae
Exons: 1
Coding region: 1-1686 (561 amino acids)
Biological process (GO): mRNA processing
Source: RefSeq, a predicted model, not a curated record